Anopheles cruzii is the source of this 2653-nucleotide messenger RNA. RefSeq names its product V-type proton ATPase subunit C (gene Vha44). Gene Ontology annotation, cellular component: vacuolar proton-transporting V-type ATPase, V1 domain; lysosomal membrane. Bases 207 to 1361 code for a protein of 384 amino acids. The record is from RefSeq and is a predicted model, not a curated record. NCBI's taxonomy places the organism in Eukaryota, Metazoa, Arthropoda, Insecta, Diptera, Culicidae. Gene Ontology annotation, biological process: proton transmembrane transport. Gene Ontology annotation, molecular function: proton-transporting ATPase activity, rotational mechanism. The transcript has 9 exons.
AAGAUCUGCUGCCUUCGGUUCUGCCUGCGAGCUGCUGCCUGAUAGGACGAUUGCGUAUCCCGUGUCCGCGUUUUGUCGGAAUUUUUGCAACCGCCGCGAUUUCCGUGGCUCACUACGAUCGUUUCGCUGCCUACGGAACUAGUUUGUGCAGCAGAAGUGCAUCGUUUUCCGAUUCGACAAGAGCCCAAUCAACUUAAGUGUCCACAAUGUCCGAGUACUGGCUGAUAUCGGCACCGGGUGACAAAACAUGUCAGCAAACCUUCGAUACCAUGAACCAGGCCACCAGGAACAAUAACCUGUGUGAAAACUACAAGUUUCACAUUCCGGAUCUUAAGGUCGGAACCCUGGAUCAGCUGGUCGGCCUGUCGGACGACCUCGGAAAGCUGGAUGGGUUUGUCGAGACGACGACACGCAAGAUCGCAAACUAUCUGGGCGACGUGCUGGAGGAUCAGCGCGAUAAGCUGUUCGAGAAUUUGGUCGCCAACAACACCGACCUGACGUCCUACAUCAUCCGCUUCCAGUGGGAUCUGGCCAAGUACCCGACGAAGCAAUCGCUCCGCAACAUUGCCGACAUCAUCUCCAAGCAAGUCGGACAGAUUGAUGCCGAUCUGAAGACGAAAUCUGCCGCGUACAACAAUCUGAAGGGCAAUCUUCAGAACUUGGAGAAGAAGCAGUCUGGUAGCCUGCUGACGCGCAACUUGGCCGAUCUGGUGAAGAAGGAACACUUCAUUCUCGAUUCGGAGUACUUGACCACGCUGCUGGUGAUCGUUCCGAAGGCCAACAUGAACGAUUGGAACGCGCACUAUGAGAAGAUCACCGACAUGAUCGUGCCGCGCUCGUCGCAGACGAUCACUCAGGAUUCGGACUACGCCCUGUGCUCGGUGACGCUGUUCAAGAAGGUGGUCGAUGAGUUCAAACUACACGCCCGUGAGCGCAAGUUUGUUGUGCGUGAGUUCGUGUACAACGAGGAGGAACUGGCGGCCGGCAAGAACGAAAUCACCAAGCUGGUCACCGAUAAGAAGAAGCAGUUUGGUCCACUGGUCAGAUGGUUGAAGGUCAACUUUAGCGAGUGCUUCUGCGCCUGGGUUCACGUGAAGGCGCUGAGGGUUUUCGUCGAGUCGGUGCUGAGAUACGGUUUGCCGGUCAACUUCCAAGCCAUCCUCAUCCAUCCGAACAAGAAGAGCACAAAGCGUCUGCGGGACGUACUGCAGCAGCUAUACGGCCAUCUGGACGGUUCGGCAGGAUCCUCGGGGGGAAAUGCUGACAAUGUCGACAUUCCUGGACUGGGCUUUGGACAAUCGGAAUACUUUCCCUACGUGUACUACAAACUGAACAUCGACAUGGUCGAUACGAAGGUUUAAGGUGAGCGCGGCCACAAGUGCGUACUUUUAGGUGUAGGCGUGUCGAAUGAACUACGGACUACGUACGGCUGGACUGCCACGGGAAGCUGCCAACCAAUAGAAGUCAGAUUUCCAGCACCGUAGAGCGCAAACAACCACCAUCCCGAAAAAGGCUAUCAAACUUUAUGAUUUCGCGCCACAAUCGGGGUCGAAUGAUUUAAGUACCCCGGUUUUUGUUUUGUUACGCCAUUGGCCACGCAGAAAACCUUUUCUUUUGCUGGCAGUCACACUUCCUUCCCAUUGCUCCCAAAGGGCGACCCGAUCGAUCAUGGCUGGUGUGUUAAAUUGUUGAAUACUUAGUUUCGUUAAUCAUUUUAGCAUUAUUUGUUUUACUUUUUUGAUGUGACAUUAAGCGCAAAAUGGAAAACUAGAAAAGAAACACCAGGCCACCGGGCGGCACAAAAACCAUAAUACCCUCAUACGCAGAGACGGAAACAAUCGGAAGCAAAAGGACCCUGAUAUCGUUGGCUGGUUUGGUGCGGCGACGGCGGACACUAACAUCGGGACGAUCCGCCGAAUCCGUUCGUCCUCAAGUUUGCUUCCGAUUGUCCGUUGUGCGUGUGAUUACAAUCGAAACCGCAACCCGUAUUAACGUGUCGCCAACAUCCGUUCAUCCAUCCCAAUCAUCUGCAAGAUCAGAUUAUCAUAUUUUCCGUAUGGAGAAACGUGUGAGUGUGUGUGUCAAUUCUUUUCGGGGACAGUAAGGAUGGCCACUUUAUUAUUUCCGUUAGAAAAUCGUUGAUCCACCGGGCGUACCCGAACCAACGCGGGCAUAAAUAGUUGAUGUAUAGUGUAAGAAAAGUUUAUCCAACACCGUUAAGUGAUGAUGAUGAUCGGAUUCAUAUAACUGUCCCUAUGGAGUUCUCCAGGGGACUGAGGGGGACAUUCAUCGUUACGCACGCAAUUUGUUACUUGUCUGUGUGCAAACAUUCUAUUUAGUGUACGUGGGGAGGCGGCAAACUGCACACGGCGGUCCCUAUUCCAAAUCAGCAUAAUUAUUCGUGUAAGAAGGCGCCACUCGGAGCGCCGGUCCAGCAGUUUCGGAAACAAUCGUCCUACACAGUCCUAUGUUAUGUUUUUUUUUCGUGUAAAUAAACCGUAGUUCCCGAUGGAAAAUCUAGAGAGGAACGCGGGGAAGCAACUCGCCGAGGUGUGGAGUUGUGGAUUGAUGGAACAGUUACAAAUAAUACCGAUCGAUGAUGGCCGCUAACGACGAAUGAUGAUGAUAGGAACAUUCCAAGCGAAGCAAAGUA